AUGCCUUUGAAAACUGUUAGUGACAUGCUAGGUGUAAUCGACGAUCUCAUGAACAAAACCAUCAAUCGUGAAGAAGCUGACGCCAGACUGAAGAAAUUGCCCUUGAGUGAGCAUGAACACAAAACUGCCAAGGCAUUAGGUGGAUUGAUAUUGAAGCUGAUGCCCGUUCCGAUGGAUGAAGAUGCCAAUGAAACUGAGCUGUGUACACGGUUCAUCGAUCCGUUCCUUACUGGUUUGUUUGAUGACCCUGAUCAAGGUGUCUAUUUACGGUGGACCAACGACGCAACUUUUGAAGCCAAGUCAUACGAAGGUUUUACAACUAACCGACCGGAUUUGUGCAUCACGAAGUGCUGUGGUGUAAAAUGGAUGUCAAGCCUCGGAUAUGGUGAGGCUAAACCUGCUGCCCGUGAAAAAGAGCACUAUGUUUUAUGCAAGGACUUGUGGAAAGUAGCUGUUUUUUGCAAAGACGCCUUGGACAACCAGUUGAUGCAAUGGGUGCUCGGUAUUCAAAUCAUCGGCAGAACAAUCCGAUUCUAUCUCCUCAUACUACUAGGCAAACGUUUGUAUGUGAUGCUUGAACUGGCGAUGAUCAAAAUCCCUGACUCACUCCAAAACUUGUCAAGCUUUGUAACUGAACUGCCAAAUGUCCUGAAAGUCCUUGAUGCUUUUCACCGAAUUUGUGUUCCUUCCAAUGAUACUACAAGUACCAGGGACCGCUAUACGCUAACUUUGUCGACUCAAAAGUUCAACCAACUGUUUACCGUUUCUAAAAACCGCAAAAGACCAUGCCAUUUGAAUGUUCGGCAUAAUUGA
Molecule: messenger RNA, 813 nt
Organism: Zychaea mexicana
Lineage: Eukaryota; Fungi; Mucoromycota; Mucoromycetes; Mucorales; Lichtheimiaceae
Exons: 1
Coding region: 1-813 (270 amino acids)
Source: RefSeq, a predicted model, not a curated record